UCUGUGUCGGUAUAAUAAAUUAAUAAUAAUCCGUGACGUUGACUUACGACGAUAACGUAAUCGCUUGAAAUAUAUAUUGCCAAUGGAACAGUUUAACAAUAACAUCCAAACAUCGUCGUACGGCGUUCGUGACGUAAGCACGUAACAUCGUCCCACUUCCAAUCGAGUUCGGUUAAAAAAAAUUUUACCAUAACGUUUACCCGGAUCAGUUUCUGUUAUCUAUCGUCGAUUAUACUGAUAUUAGUAUAAAUACUAUAUUAGUAUUUAGUUCACUCCCGACGUUGGUUAGCGGAGGACGGUGGCUGAUUGCUAGGCGAUAAUUAAUUACCAUUUACCACGUAUCUUGAGAACAUAUUGCUCAUACAAAAUUGACCAUGGACCGAGAUUCAAAAAAACUAUUCCAUAAAGUUAUCGUCGACUUAUUAUGCUUAGGUUCAGUUGGAUUUCCAGUAUUGAUGUUUUAUAUGUUUGGCUCUCCGUAUCAAAGAGGAUUCUUCUGUGGCGAUGAAUCUAUUCGAUAUCCAUUUAAAGAAUCAACAGUUUCAUCAAGUAUUUUAUAUACAGUGGGAUUAGGACUACCCACAUUAGUAAUUUUAUUUAUUGAAUAUUCACUGCGAAACAAUGAACAAUCCCGUUAUUCGUUAUUGGGAACACCUAUUCCUAAUUGGCUGUAUUCCGUGUACAACAAUAUAUUAUGGUUUUUAUUUGGAGCAGCUUGUUCACAACUAACUACAGAUAUUGGUAAAUAUACAAUAGGAAGAUUGAGACCACAUUUUUUAGACAUUUGUAAGCCCAACGUGGACUGUACUGCUGACAUCUAUGAAACAAAAUACAUCGAAGAUUUUACAUGUCUUGGAAAAAGACCCAGCAAAUUUACCGAUAGUAGAUUAUCAUUUCCUUCUGGGCAUUCUUCAUUAUCUUUUUAUGGUAUGGUUUACUUAGCGCUAUAUUUACAAGCCCGAGUUAAGACAUCUAAAUAUGGAAUGGCAAGAAGUUUAGCUCAAUUUGUGGUUAUUUUGAUGGCAGCGUUUUGUGCACUAUCUCGAGUCAGUGAUUAUAAACAUCAUUGGAGUGAUGUAUUGGCUGGAACAAUUUUGGGAAUUACCACUGCUACUAUAACUGCAUUAUACGUAUCGGAAUUAUUUGUGUCAAAAUAUAAAUCCCUCCGAAAACGCAAUUCUUCAGCAGACGACAUCGAAACUACAAAUAAUUUACAAACAACCGAACUCAAAUAAA
This is a messenger RNA of Myzus persicae (green peach aphid), 1236 nucleotides long. Its product is annotated as putative phosphatidate phosphatase. The transcript has 5 exons. Lineage: Eukaryota; Metazoa; Arthropoda; Insecta; Hemiptera; Aphididae. Gene Ontology annotation, biological process: signal transduction; phospholipid metabolic process; phospholipid dephosphorylation. Gene Ontology annotation, molecular function: phosphatidate phosphatase activity. The coding region runs from base 375 to 1235 and encodes 286 amino acids. The record is from RefSeq and is a predicted model, not a curated record.